AUGGGAAUCCCCGGAGAUCCCCCCCGACAACACCGCCGCAGGGAGCGAGCAGCGCACGACGGGACGCGGACGGACGAGCGGGAGAAGAGCGAGCGGGAGGAGGGCGGCGGGUGGCCGGAACCGAGAGAGGCCACCCGUCGGGAACCGCCGAGCCGCCGCGAGACGGACGCGCUCCCGCGCGACGCACCGCGCCUACUGACCACGCCGCGGUUCCAAGCCGGCGGCCGCGGGCGGGCGCUCGAGAGCGGGCGCAACGCCGGGGAGAGCGGGAUGAUCCCGGACCCGCUCCGGGCGGGGUCGGAAGACCGGGAACCGGCAGAGCGGGAGACGACACACCGCGCCAACGGGCUUGGCGGGAGAGACGGGCGGCGGGCCACCCCCCGGACGAGAGGCGGAGGCGGAGGGGACCGGGACGCCGCGAAAAGCCGGGCCGCGCGCGUGCUCGGAAACGCGGCGGGAGAGGCGGUAGGGGGAGAGAGGCGACGACACGCGGACGGUCUUUCCCUCGAGGGACGGGAGGGGGGACGCCGCGGCCCACGACGCACGGACGGGCCGGACCUCGGGGACGGGGAGAGUCAUCGACCGGAGCCCCCACCGUCGCCGCACCGGAGGGAAAAAAAAGCACGCAAGUGGGGGGUAUCUCACCGCCAGGCACCCAACCCGGUGCGGUGGCGGUUCCCCACACGAGACGCGCCUUCCCGGAGGACGACGACGACGACGACGGGGCCGGAAGAGUCCCCAGACGCACCUCGGACGGCGGACCCACCGCCACGCCGCAGACGACGGACGUCCGCUAAGCCUCCUUCCCUCGCGAGGUUCCCGAAACGCGCGAAGCCCGCCUCUCUCGCACCCUCUCGCACGGACCCACCGCCGAGACAGACGCGCCCGCCGCCGCCGAAGGACCCCCCGGCGGCGACGGGCCCCGACGCGUCCGGCGACGCGCCGGGAGACGACCGACCGCCGUUCUCCAAAGGCCGCACCCGAGAGAGAGGUCACGACCCCGCAAAGCCAGAACCGGAUCCCCGGCCCCGAGGAGGGACGGGUCAACCGCUGCUCCCCAACCGUGGGAACGCUGCCGGGGAGGGGGAGCGAGGCGACUCCCACACGGCACACAACACGAGCGACGCACGCACGCGACGCGCGCAGCGAGGCCGCGGUCCGCGGGAACGGCAAAGACGGGGAAGCGCGGGAGGGACCGCUCGCGGCGGGCACGGACGGCGGACGGGUGGGACCCGGGAGCCCACCGCCACCCAGCCCCGCUCUCUUCCCUGCUCGGCUCCGCGCCCCGACCGAGGCGCGUACGCACCCUCGGGGGAGCGGGGGGAUCGGGGUCCCGCGGCACUCGGGCGCGCGCACACGCGGCCCCUUCGUUCCCCGCCACGGGUAACACGUCCCGGGCUCCGGCACGACACGCCGGCAUCACGACACGCUCUCUUGUCCCGCGUGGUUCCUCCCCGGACUCGGAGCGAGGAGGCGCGGGCCGCAGUGGGCGACACAAACGCUCGGGUUUCCCCCCCCAAAGACGGGACGCGGCGAGGGGCACCCGGCCGAAGCUACGCGCAUCGGGAGGUCAGGGCGUGCUGGGGCGACCAGGCGGGCCGACGGGAGACCCCAAGCACGCCCGCUCAUCGGAUCGCUAGAGAAGGCACUCUUUUCUCACUGAGGGCGGGCGGGACGGACCCGGCCCGACGAGCCUCCGGCCGCGGCAGCGCAAGAGCCGGGGGAGCGACACACACACCGCUCGAUGAUCUCGAGCGCAGCGAGGCGGGGGGGCCUGCGGUAUCGGCAAGGCUCUUACUUCCUUUCCGGGGCGCGUUCUUGAGCGUUCGCGGACACAGGGGACCGGACCGAGAGAAAACAAUGCACAAAGCGGUCCCCCGAGAGCCAGGCCUGCCUCUCCAGGAACACCCACCGGGUCUAACACCAGGCGGGGAGGCAUUCUCGUCAAUCGACAGACCACCCACCUUUAACGGUGAGAAGAAAAAAGGCCGGCCGCGACCGCUCAACACCACACAGCGCUCACAGCCUACGGGAGAAGGCAGCGCACGGUGGGCCGCUCGCCCGACGUCCUCCGCUCACGGAGGGGAACCUCAGAGAGCCUCUUACCGCUUCGCCUCGACCCCCUUCAUCAUCGGGGUCAUCUUAACCCAACGAGAGCACACCUCGCAGAGGAACACCGCUAAAGGCCGGACCGCGCACAGGAGGCACACACGUCAGAGAACCGGGAAACGCCGCCGCCGCUCAGAACCGGGCACCUCUGAAGAUCGGCCUGGAACGCUCCAGGAGCACCAACGAGGAUGGCAAGCCGGGGAUGGGGGGCCGCGACGGAGAACGAACGGGACGCGGCGGUGGGCCGACGGCACCGCCGCGGAGCCGAGGCGCCUCCCCCCGGAGGAGCGGAAGAAAGAACGGAGGAGAGCCCGCCGUCGGGAGACGGGCAGAGACCUCGCCAUGCCGGCCGGCCGCCCGGUGGAUCUCGGAGAGGCGGCGGGGGAACGGAGAGGGGGGUUCGCCUCGGGCCGGCCAGCGAGAACCAGGAAGAAACACACCAGGAAAGCGGGUCGGGACCGACAGACACGGGGCCCGCGACCGACGACGCACCGGCGAACCGGGCACGCGGAGGCGAGCCCCACGGGCGCCCGAGAGGGGGCUCCCCAACCCCGACCGCGGCGUGCCUCGGGAACGGCCACCCGCCGCGUGAGGAACGGGAGUCCGAGGGAGCCGCCGGACGCCGACGGCUCCCUAGGGCCCCCCCGCCCCCCCGACCCCGGGGACGGAGAGGCGACCCCCCCGGGGGUCUUUAAACCUACGCGCCGGAACGCGGUAGCUAGGUACCCGGACAGGGGGCGGGGGCGGAGACGCGAGAGGGAGGACCGCCGCCGCGACGACGCACCCGGUCGCGCACCCUCGCGCGACACCGGCUCCGUCCGGCACGCGCGCCCGGGAGCCACGGCGAGAGGCCGCGCGGGACGCCGACGCGGGGCGCUCCCCUUCCCCCCCCGACGGGGGGGAACACGGACGCGCACCACCCCCCAGAAACAGAACACGGAAGAGCCGGACGGGAAAGAGGGGACACACCCGCGGGCCGCUGCGGUGCGGUGA
Molecule: messenger RNA, 3102 nt
Organism: Chionomys nivalis (European snow vole)
Lineage: Eukaryota; Metazoa; Chordata; Mammalia; Rodentia; Cricetidae
Product: serine/arginine repetitive matrix protein 1-like
Exons: 4
Coding region: 1-3102 (1033 amino acids)
Source: RefSeq, a predicted model, not a curated record